AUGUGUUCAAGAAUGCCUCUUGUAAAAAUUUGUCGACUUCCAUUUAAUUACGAUGGUAGCAAUAUCAAUCAAAAAGAAAACUUUUCAUUAGGAUAUCAAAUGACUUUACCAAAAUUAUUAAAUACAAAUCAUCUUCGUACAUUGACUGUUGUUAAAUCGUUGGACAUCUACGAUACAGCUUGGACAUUACAAAAUGCUGAACGUUUUUGCACAUUAUUGUCGAAUCGAUUUUCUAACUUGAAGACACUUUCAAUUACUAUUUGUGAUUCAUAUGAUCGAUGGAAAUGGAGACCAUCUCAUAUUAUUGACGGAAAAAACAAAUCAACAAAACGUAUUCUUAGUAUUAUUUAUUUACUUGUUGAUCGUUUAACUCAACUUGUUUCGCUUUAUAUCUAUUUUUUCAAUGAGGCUUUCUCUGAUACACCUUGUUUUCCAUAUUUAAUCCGACGACAAUUAUAUCAAUAUCCACUUAGUCGACCUUAUCGAUUACGAUGUUCUUCCAAUAUAAUUCAAGUCUGGCUUUAA
Molecule: messenger RNA, 525 nt
Organism: Rotaria sp. Silwood1
Lineage: Eukaryota; Metazoa; Rotifera; Eurotatoria; Philodinida; Philodinidae
Source: the annotation of a GenBank genome assembly